Molecule: messenger RNA, 549 nt
Organism: Bursaphelenchus xylophilus (pine wood nematode)
Lineage: Eukaryota; Metazoa; Nematoda; Chromadorea; Rhabditida; Aphelenchoididae
Source: the annotation of a GenBank genome assembly
AUGUUAAAGAUCAUCGCCUUUGGUUUGUGUCUUGUCCUCACGGUGAAUGCCGAUUUUUUUGACGGUCUCAACCUGAGGAGCAAUUGGUAUAUCCAAGUCAAUGGGCAGCUAAAAUGCGAUGGAAAUCCGAUCGCCGGGAUGGUUGAACUGUACGACAUUGAAAGUAAGGCAUAAGGUAAUUUUUGGAUGAAUAUUCAGUUGGUCCCACCUUCACAGCCAAGGAUUACGAUCUGCUGAACAAAACGGUAACCAGUGACGACGGUAGAUUUGAGCUGUAUGGAAGUGAAAUGGGAUAUGUUGGAUUCCAACCAAUCCUUCGAGUUUUUCAUAAAUGUCAUUGUGAGUUUCAUCAAAAUCUACAAGUUGCGGGUUGGGCUCUUGCAGUGAAAGUCUCUGCGUUAGAAUAACACCCAAACUACAGACAUAUUAUGUCUAAUUUUAGCACAAGUGGCACGCGAAUUAUGGGUUACAAUUCCCUUUUGGCAAGUCCACACUGACGAUGAGCCCGGUCAGAAUUAUCCUACAGUAAUUGAGCUUGGAUCGGCAUAA